AUGCAGAGAAUAUUAGAGAAGAAACACUUCAGAAACAAACAGAAAGAGAUAGAAUACAUUUCGAAGAAAUUGCAAUCUUACGAUUGGAAGACUUACCCUCACAGAUGUCUUCUUAUCUUAGAUGACUUUGCUUCUCAUCCUUUGUUAAAGAACAGAGAACAAGACAUGUGUCGAAUUCUUAAGAAGCUCAGACACUUUAACAUCUCAGUUGUCAUUUGUGUACAGACAGCAAAGAGUUUAAGUAAGGAUGUUAAAAGAAUACUUACUGACAUAAUACUUUUCCCGGAUUGUCCGAAGACGAUUUCAUGGAACUUAUGA
Molecule: messenger RNA, 318 nt
Organism: Trichomonas vaginalis G3
Lineage: Eukaryota; Parabasalia; Trichomonadida; Trichomonadidae
Product: protein of unknown function, DUF4106 family
Exons: 1
Coding region: 1-318 (105 amino acids)
Source: RefSeq, a predicted model, not a curated record